This is a messenger RNA of Boleophthalmus pectinirostris (great blue-spotted mudskipper), 347 nucleotides long. RefSeq lists its product as uncharacterized. The transcript is spliced from 3 exons. Lineage: Eukaryota; Metazoa; Chordata; Actinopteri; Gobiiformes; Gobiidae. Bases 13 to 264 code for a protein of 83 amino acids. The record is from RefSeq and is a predicted model, not a curated record.
CCGCUGCCUUACAUGGUCUCCCAGCCUUUGCCUUGGCAGAUUCACUCAGUGUCCCACAGCCGCAAGAACAGCAGAGUAGAUGAGUUUGAUGGCUACAGGAGGAACAGCAUAGGCGUUUACAGAAAAAACUCCAAUGCCAGCAAUGGGACAUGCACGAGCCCGGCGGCACCCCCCUUGAGCCCCGUGGAAGCCGAAAAAGCAGCGGCCACCAUCCAGACGCACUUCAGGAAGUUUCAACAAAAGAAGCACAAGAAUGAGAAGUAGAGGCUUGGGGCUAUGUGCCAGACAAAGAUACUUAUCCAUCUGAAUCUCAGUAUUAACAUAGACAAUGACUUAUAGACCUAUUU